AUGGAUCGUUCUGCGGACACAAAUCAGACGGUGCACGAAUUGGUCAAAUUGAUCUAUAACAAUCUAGAGAUGGAUGAUAUAUACUGGUUUGUACUUUCUUAUAUCGAACAGAAGUACAAAGCCGAAUUAGAGGAUGUGACAGAUGUCAAUCUUAAACAACAUAUUGUGGAACAACGUCUUUCGUCAUCUUUCGAGGAAUGUGGUAUUAUGGACAACAUUAUGACAAUUUUCAAUGAACUGGGCCUCACAGAUCGUUUGAAGUUACUUGAGGACCAGAAGUCGGCGCUCCAAAGCCAGGUAGAAUCUGUACAGCAACGCAUUGACUUGUUGGUUUCCGAAAUGACAAGUUUACAAAUCAAGUAA
This is a messenger RNA of Echinostoma caproni, 363 nucleotides long. NCBI's taxonomy places the organism in Eukaryota, Metazoa, Platyhelminthes, Trematoda, Plagiorchiida, Echinostomatidae. The record is from the annotation of a GenBank genome assembly.